This is a messenger RNA of Panicum hallii, 2497 nucleotides long. Its product is annotated as ATPase family AAA domain-containing protein FIGL1. The coding region runs from base 111 to 2165 and encodes 684 amino acids. Gene Ontology annotation, molecular function: ATP hydrolysis activity; ATP binding. NCBI's taxonomy places the organism in Eukaryota, Viridiplantae, Streptophyta, Magnoliopsida, Poales, Poaceae. The transcript is spliced from 13 exons. The record is from RefSeq and is a predicted model, not a curated record.
CCUCCCUGCACCAGCACGGCGCAAAAGAGCGGGAACCCCAACCAAGUGCGGCGGCGGAAGCGGAGCGGAACGGAACGGAGAACUCCCGGCAGCCAGCACAACCCCCCAAAAUGGCGGAGCCGCCCCGCCCCGCCGCUGCGCCCACGGGCGGCGUCCGCCCGGAGAAUUGGAGGAAGGAGGCGGGCGAGCGGCUGCGGCGGCUCCACUCUCUCCUCUUCGGGGCCGACGCCGCGCUCGAGCGCGGGGACCCCGCGGCGGCGCAGGCGCUCGCGCUCCGCCUCCUCGGCUUCCUCGACUCCGAGGCCCUCGCCGCCGGCGCGGGCCCCGAGGACGCCGCCUUCGUCGCGCCCAUCCGCGCCGCGGCCUCCGCGCGGCUCGCCGCCGCCUCGCGCGCCCGCGCCCCCGACAGCGACCGUGCAGCUUUUGAGCUCGCAAAAAAGGAUGCUGUCUGUGUGUUUGCAAAGCAGGGUGACAUUAAUGUAGAAAGAAUCAAGUGUUCGAGGUAUUUCCAAGCUCUUCUUCAGAAGUCCAAAGCAAAUGCUGCUGAUCAACUGAGUCCAACAUGGCAAGAGUUUGCCAGCCAAGGGGCUCCACACACUGACGAAAGCCCAGCUGAUAUGGAAAAUGAGAAGCUAAGCAUCAGGGCUUCAAAAUUAAUGAUGCAAACAAAAUUGACAUCAUUAUGUAGCAGUAAGUUCUUGAAGGCAGAUGGCGUACCAGACAGGAAUAUGUUCAAAUCAGAGAACCUAUCUAAAGAGUGCGCUGGUAUUGAAACUAGAACAAAUCAAAAUGGUAGCAGGCAUCCUGCUUACCUGGAGGUUGAAGAGGAUGUCAAACCCCGUGGGCUAGUGCAGAAUGCAAAGCGGAAACAUACAGGGUUCAGAAGUCCUAUAUGUGAAGUUUCAAAUUCUCCAUUAAGUAAUGAUGAAGGUGAUGCCCCUGCCAAUGAGUUUAUGACUGCCAGGACAAAGAUGGAGAUGGAUGUUGUGCAAAAGCCUGGGCGUAAUGGUCCACAAGGUGCUUCUGUAUCGCCCCAAUGUGAUAACAAUCAUAGUACACGGAACUAUGGCGUGAGGCCAAGCUGGAAUUCUCGUCGUGGACCACGUGGUGGUUUUGUACCCCCUAUCAGAAAUAAUGGAGGCUCAGGUACAACAAUCUCACGGGUCACUGGAAAAGGUGACGAUUCCAUGGAAGAUUCAACAAGGAAAUGUAUUGAAAUGCUUUGUGGCCCUGAUGGUGAGCUUCCUGAGAAGCUUAGGAAUUUGGAACCUCGCCUUAUUGAACAUGUCAGUAAUGAAAUAAUGGAUAGAGAUCCUAAUGUUCGCUGGAAUGACAUAGCUGGUUUGGAACAUGCGAAGAAGUGCGUGACAGAAAUGGUGAUAUGGCCACUGCUACGUCCUGACAUAUUUCGUGGUUGUCGGUCUCCUGGAAGGGGUCUACUACUGUUUGGACCUCCAGGGACAGGCAAAACCAUGAUUGGGAAAGCAAUAGCUGGUGAAGCAAAGGCAACAUUUUUCUACAUAUCUGCUAGUUCACUGACAAGCAAAUGGAUUGGUGAGGGUGAAAAGUUAGUUCGGGCACUUUUUGGUGUGGCCAGUUGUCGCCAACCUGCUGUCAUAUUUGUAGAUGAGAUAGAUUCAUUGCUGUCUCAGCGCAAAUCUGAUGGUGAACAUGAAUCAAGUAGGAGGUUGAAAACACAGUUUCUAAUUGAGAUGGAAGGUUUCGACAGUGGAAAUGAGCAAAUCUUACUUAUAGGAGCAACAAACAGACCUCAAGAACUGGAUGAAGCAGCACGCAGGCGUCUCACAAAACGUCUCUACAUCCCCCUUCCUUCGUCAGAAGCACGGGCUUGGAUAAUUCGCAAUCUAUUGGAGAAGGAUGGACUUUUCAUGCUUUCCGAAGAAGAAACAAGUGAAAUAUGCAAAUUAACAGAAGGUUACUCAGGAUCUGACAUGAAAAACUUAGUGAAAGAUGCCUCAAUGGGACCACUAAGAGAGGCUCUUCAAAGGGGCGUUGAAAUCACAAAGCUCAGCAAGGAGGAUAUGCGAUCUGUGAUGCUGAAGGACUUCGAGAGUGCUAUGCAGGAGGUCAGACCUUCUGUUUCUUCCAACGAGCUUGGGAUGUAUGAAGAAUGGAACAAGCAAUUCGGUAGCCUAUCAAUCUAGUUUGUAGAAUGGCAUCAUCAGGUAAAAACGUCAUGACAGGACUUCAGUGCUUUACUCAGAAUAUGAUAUCCACAACACACCUGGGCCCCAAAUGUUUAAUCUACGAUGGGAAAAGCUUGGUUGUAGGUUCUCUACAAAUAGUUGUCAGGUAGAAAUUUUAUAUAUAUGAAAGCUUACGGAUAUCCCAACCGAAAGCACACAUGGUUCGCUCAUGUGUUUGUAACAGCAAUAUCAGCACCUAGCAUUCUUUGGACCAUUUGAAGUUAUAUUUAGUAGAGAAGAAUGUUAGCAGAAUCCUAAUGUACAUGGAAAAGGAAGAUAAUUAUUGUUCA